Messenger RNA from Bipolaris oryzae ATCC 44560, 582 nucleotides. RefSeq lists its product as uncharacterized. The record is from RefSeq and is a predicted model, not a curated record. Bases 1 to 582 code for a protein of 193 amino acids. The transcript is spliced from 3 exons. NCBI's taxonomy places the organism in Eukaryota, Fungi, Ascomycota, Dothideomycetes, Pleosporales, Pleosporaceae.
AUGUCGCUGUCCAAAUGUUGCAUCGAAGGUAAACUCUGGGACGGCGAACCUGUGGGGGAAAAAAGGUCUGCACAGGCCAAAAGAGCUACGUAUCUGGAAACAAUCCUCAAGCUUCACGCUGACCAGUAUGCAAAAGAAGUGAAUACUACAGUUUACAUGCUAGACUUCUAUGGUGGUGAAGUACUUCCGGCCGAAUUCCUAAAAGAUAUGUCGCAACUACGCAAGGUCGACCUACCCGGGGUCAUGGUCCGUAGCUCAAAAGAAACCAGAGAACCCGAGCUUCUCAGAUUUGCAACAGAACUAGGAUCCCAAUACAACCGCGUCGGUGCCAUAAGUUUCUGCCGGGGCGGCUGGGCAGUGUUCAAACUCGGCGCGAGGAGCGAUAGUAGCUUAGUAUACUGCAUCUCCGCGGUGCAUCCGUCAUUGUUGGAAAAGUUGGGAAUAGAACAAGUCGAAGUGCUAGUCCAGAUUCUCGCGCCUGAGAAUGAUUUCAUGUUCUCACCGGAAAUGAAUGCAUUUGCUAAUAGGGCGGUUCCGCGCUCAGGGGUGUCGUACGACUAUCAGCACUUUCUCGGAGUGUAG